AUGGUGUCACAGGUUGCUCCAUCCAAUAUUAUUGCUGGAUCUAUUGUUUGGGUGGAGGACCCUGAGGUAGCUUGGAUAGAUGGGGAAGUUAAAGAAAUUAAAGGGGAAAAGAUUACAGUAAAAUGUACAUCAGGGAAACUGGUUGUGAGCAAGACAUCUAAUGUGUAUCCAAAGGACCCUGAAUUUCCUCCCUCUGGUGUUGAUGAUAUGACAAAGCUAGCAUAUUUGCAUGAACCUGGAGUUCUACAGAAUUUAAGAUGUCGAUUUGAUAUUAAUGAAAUAUAUACCUACACAGGAGGUAUAUUGAUUGCUAUAAAUCCUUUUCAAAGAUUGCCACAUUUAUAUGAAAAUCGCGUGAUGGAAAAAUACAAAGGGGCAAGUGUGGGUGAACUUAGCCCACAUCCAUUUGCUAUUGCAGAUUCUGCCUAUAGACAGAUGAUUAAGGAGCAAAUAAGCCAAGCAAUUUUGGUAAGUGGGGAAAGUGGAGCUGGUAAAACAGAGAGUACAAAGAUGCUUAUGCAGUAUCUAGCUUUUAUGGGAGGGAGAAAUAACAACACAGGGGAACGAUCUGUGGAGCAAAAGGUCUUGGAGUCGAAUCCUGUUCUAGAAGCAUUCGGGAAUGCGAAGACUGUCAGAAACAAUAAUUCAAGUCGCUUUGGCAAGUUUGUGGAAAUUCAGUUCGAUGGAAGGGGGAGAAUUUCUGGAGCUGCAAUAAGGACUUAUUUGCUAGAACGAUCUCGUGUUUGCCAAGUGUCUGAUCCAGAGAGAAACUAUCAUUGCUUUUACAUGCUUUGUGCUGCACCGCCAGAGGAUGUUGAGAAGUUCAAAGUUGGAAAUCCACGAACUUUUCAUUAUUUGAAUCAGUCAAAUUGUUUUGAGCUGGAUGUACUAGAUGAUUCUAAAGAGUAUCUUGAGACAAAGAGAGCUAUGGAUAUUGUUGGGAUCAACCAGGCAGAGCAGGAGGCAAUAUUUCGAGUUGUGGCUGCUAUUCUACAUUUAGGAAAUGUUGAGUUUGUAAAGGGAAAGAAAACAGAUGGUGCUGAACCUAAAGAUGAUAAAUCUCGGUUGCAUCUAAAAACUGCUGCAGACUUAUUCAUGUGUGAUGAAAAGUCUCUUGAAGACUCCUUAUCUAAACGUGUUAUUGUGACUCGUGGUGAUCGCAUUACAAAAUCUCUUGAUCCAGCUACUGCAGCUAUCAGCAGGGAUGCUUUGGCCAAAAUUGUUUAUUCAAAAUUAUUUGACUGGCUCGUUCAGAAGAUAAAUAUUUCUAUUGGUCAGGAUCCGGAAUCAAAAUUCUUGAUUGGUGUUCUGGAUAUUUAUGGAUUUGAGAGUUUCAAGACAAACAGUUUUGAGCAAUUUUGCAUCAAUUUGACGAAUGAAAAGCUGCAACAGCAUUUUAAUCAGCAUGUUUUUAAGAUGGAGCAGGAGGAAUAUAAAAAGGAACAAAUUGACUGGAGUUAUAUAGAGUUUGUUGAUAAUCAAGAUAUUCUUGAUCUUGUUGAAAAGAAACCUGGUGGCAUCAUUGCUCUUCUUGACGAGGCUUGUAUGUUUCCUCGAUCAACGCAUGAGACAUUUGCGGAAAAACUCUAUCAGACUUUUAAGGACCAUAAACGCUUCGUUAAGCCUAAGUUGUCACGCACUGACUUCACCAUUUGCCAUUAUGCUGGUGAUGUGACUUACCAAACCGAGCUAUUCCUGGAGAAGAACAAAGAUUUAGUUGUUCCAGAGCAUCAGGCUCUCUUGAAUGCUUCCAAAUGCUCUUUUGUUUCAAGCUUGUUUCCUCCUUUACCUGAGGAAACUUCCAAAUCAUCAAAAUUUUCCUCAAUAGCUACUGGCUUCAAGCAACAACUCCAAUCUUUACUUGAGACUUUGAAUGCCACUGAACCACACUAUGUACGUUGUAUAAAGCCAAAUAAUGCUCUUAAGCCAGGAAUAUUUGAAAAUAAUAAUAUACUACAACAACUUCGUUGUGGGGGAGUGAUGGAAGCAAUUAGAAUUAGCACUGCUGGAUUUCCCUCUCGAAAGUUGUUUCGUGAAUUUAUAAAUCGGUUUUCCAUAUUGGCUCCAGAGGUUCUCAAUGGGAGCUAUAAUGAUGUUGCUGCUAGCAAGAGGAUUCUGGAAAAGAGUAACCUCAGUGGUUAUCAGGUUGGUAAAACAAAAGUUUUUCUGAGGGCGGGUCAGAUGGCUGAACUAGAUGCACGUCGAGGUGCGGUUUUAGGAGUAUCAGCAAUUGUUAUACAGAGAAAAGUCCGUGCAUAUUUGAGUCGCAGACACUUUAACUUGUUGCGGUUAUCUUCCAUAAAACUUCAAGCCUUCUGUAGAGGACAAGCGGUACGCCAUCAGUAUGCUAGGAUGAGAAGAGCAGCUGCUUGUCUGAAUAUUCAAAAACAUUCACGCAAGUUUCUUGCUAGGAAAGCAUACAAGAAUUUGUACUUCUCAUCUGUUACCAUCCAAGCGGGUAUCCGUGGGAUGAUUGCUCGUGAUAAACUUCUAUUGAGGAAGCAGAUGAGAGCUGUAACAGUAAUUCAGAGUCAAUGUCGCCGAUUCUUAGCCAGCCAUCAUUACUUGAGGUUAAAGAAAGCAGCAAUCACCACACAAUGUGCUUGGAGAGGAAAACUUGCACGUAGAGAAUUACGGAAUAUAAGAAUGGCUGCCAAGGAAACUGGUGCCCUCCUAGAAGCCAACACUAAGCUGGAAAAGCAAGUUGAAGAACUUACAUGGGAGUUGAAGAAGAUGCAACGUGAAAAAGAGUUGCUAAUGAAGGAAGGCGGAGGCACAAAGAACAUUGCUGGACAAGUUCCUAUAAUUAAGGAGGUCCCAGUAAUUGAUAAUGAAUUUAUGGUUAAGCUUACUGCUGAAAAUGAACAGCUUAAGGCUCUGGUAACUUCAUUAGAAAAGAAAAUUGAAGAAACAAACAAGCUUAGUGAAGAGCGGCUAAAGCAGGCUUCGGAGGCUGAGAUGAAGAUAAUUGAGCUGAAAACUGCAAUGCAAAGGUUAGAAGAAAAGAUCUCAGACAUGGAAACUGAGGACAAGAUUUUGAGACAGAAAGCAUUGCUGAGUGCACCUAGUAGGAAAAUGUCACCAGAAUCGUCAUUUGCGUCAUCUACACCUUUGCAAAAUGGUAAUCAUGCUCAAUUGAAUUCUGGUCCAUCAAAAAGGUUUGGUAGAGAAGAUAGCAGAAUGAGGAGAUCUAAGAUUGAAUUGCCACAAGCUCAAGAGGGUGUUGAUUCUCUAAUAAAAUGUACCACACAGAAUCUUGGAUUCAGCCAAGAAAAGCCUGUUGCAGCAUUUACAAUAUACAAAUGCCUUGUUCACUGGAGAACAUUAGAAGCUGAAAGGACAAGUGCAUUUGAUAAUCUUAUUCAGAUGAUUGGCUCUUCACUAGAGAAACAAGAUGACAAUGAUCACAUGGCUUAUUGGCUGUCGAACACAUCUGCUUUGUUGUUUUUGCUUCAAAGUAGUUUGAAAUCCUCUGCUGCAGCACAGAAGCCUCCUGCUCCAACAUCAUUUUUUUCAAGGAUGACCCAAAGUUUUCGUUCAUCUUCUGCAAAUCUAGCAGUUGGUGUAGUACGCCAGGUUGAGGCCAAGUAUCCAGCUCUACUUUUCAAGCAGCAGCUCACAGCAUGUGUAGAAAAAAUCUAUGGAAUCAUUAGAGACAACUUGAAAAAGGACUUGUCAUUGCUUCUUUCUUGUUGCAUCCAGGUACCUAGGGCAUCAAAGGGAACUGCUUUUAAGACGUUCGAAGAGUCAGAAGAAGUCGAUAGCUCUCCCGCUUGUCAUUGGCAAAGAAUUAUUGAAUCCCUGAACAAGCAUCUGAGCACAUUAAAAGAAAAUUUUGUGCCCCCAACACUUAUUCAGAAGAUUUUCAUUCAAAUAUUUGCAUAUAUAAAUAUACAGCUCUUUAAUAGCUUUCUUGUUCGUAGAGAGUGCUGCACAUUUAGCAAUGGGCAGUAUGUGAAGUAUGGCUUAGCUGAACUGGAACUAUGGUGUGCCCAAGUGACAGAAGAGUAUGCAGGAUCAUCAUGGGGUGAACUCAAACACACAAGGCAAGCUGUUGCUUUCUUGGUUUUGCAAGAAAAAUCCAGCAUAACUUACAAUGAAAUCACAAAUGAACUUUGUCCUGUUCUGAGCGUUCAACAACUUUACCGAAUAUGUGCACUUUUUAGGGAUGACAGCAACAACGCUCCAAGUGUUUCACCAGAUGUAAUUUCCAGCAUGAAACAUCUAUUAUCAGAUGGUUCCGCCGAUGAUGGUGGCAGUACCUUUCUAUUGGAAGAUGAUAUCAGCUUUCCAUUCUCAGUGGAGGACAUUAUUGGUUCUAUGAGAGUAAAAGAAUUCGCCGAGGUAAAACCUGCUGCAGAACUUACUGAGAAUCCAGCCUUCCAAUUUUUACUACAGGAUUAAGCCACAGGUUCUACUAUCAAUUUCACUUCUUUUUUUUUAUACACUAUACCCCAUUAUAUACAAGUGUUAUCCUACACUACGAGAUCCACUACCUCAACUGUAAUAUAGUUCUUAGACUUCUAACAUUUUCAUUAGGGUAUGUAGGUAGUUAUUUGGUAAUCUUUUGAGUAGCAUCUUUUUGUAGUGAGGUAGGAGAUGAAGAAAAUUUUCAUGUUAGUCUUCUCUUGUAGUAAGAGCUGAAGCUUGUU
Molecule: messenger RNA, 4652 nt
Organism: Gossypium raimondii (Peruvian cotton)
Lineage: Eukaryota; Viridiplantae; Streptophyta; Magnoliopsida; Malvales; Malvaceae
Product: myosin-8
Exons: 37
Coding region: 1-4404 (1467 amino acids)
Biological process (GO): vesicle transport along actin filament; actin filament organization
Cellular component (GO): actin cytoskeleton; vesicle; cytoplasm
Molecular function (GO): ATP binding; microfilament motor activity; actin filament binding
Source: RefSeq, a predicted model, not a curated record